This is a messenger RNA of Chaetomium fimeti, 1107 nucleotides long. RefSeq lists its product as uncharacterized. NCBI's taxonomy places the organism in Eukaryota, Fungi, Ascomycota, Sordariomycetes, Sordariales, Chaetomiaceae. The record is from RefSeq and is a predicted model, not a curated record. The transcript has a single exon. The coding region runs from base 183 to 902 and encodes 239 amino acids.
UCAGCCCCUCAUGCAGUCAUGUUGUUUUGAGUUUGGAGGUUGGUGAUAUGGUUUUUACGCUGUCCAGCUGAAGAUCGUGAGACCGGGCAAGAGAAAUCGAGACAUUGUUGCUGCCAACACCGACAACCAAGCACCAACAACGCGGGGCGUGACCGGUGUCGCCGGUUCCGAGUGCAGUAGGGAUGUUCACACACCUGACUAAAAUCAAGCAGCGAGCCAAGGGCAUGAUGUCAAAACGAAACAGUGUGACGAGUCUAUUUUUGUCCGCAGAAUCAAGUCCCGGCCGCUACCAUGUGCAGAAGCCGUCUCCGUCGGGAGAUGGGCUCCCCAACGGCGCCGAGUAUCGACCAACACCAGGUUUUACUCGGGCUGAAUCGGGAGGGAGGGAAGUCGAGAGCAAGUGGUGGGGAAAAUCUAGAUCGGAUCCGACUGCGCCGAGUUCCCCCGCAUUCGGGAUUGUUUCAGAUAUCGACAGAGCGCACAGCCCGAUGCCAAAAUCUGGCUGCCUGGUGUGGCUGCUCUCACCCACACUGCUCCAGAGGACCAAGGCUCGAGCAAGGGCGACAAGGGAAAAGGGCAGGUGGGGGCCGGCAUUGAGGGCCAAAGUCCCCUGGCUCCGAUCCUCGCGUGGCAGCGCCCGCAGCCGGGAUGUGGUCGAUCUCGCGCAACGGCCCAAUGGGUGGGCGUAUUUUGCCCACUUGUACCCGUUGCCCACCUUCGCAGUCGCCCCCUCCCCCCACCCCGCACCAAAGUUGGUUAACUCGGUGCCUGCGGCUAAUCUGCAAAGAAGUGCAAGGGCACUGUGGCUUAAACAACCGCCAACAAGCGCAGCCUACCCGGGGAAGAUGUGCCUGACGAAUGGGAGGGCUCGGAUUCCGGUGUGGAAGUGCGGGCUGUGUUGAGUGAGCUGAGGUGCAGCCUCUCGCCCCCAACCUCACAAUAUCGUAUACUGAAAAAAGGUUAAAGUCUUAUGCUCGUUCUCGUUUACCCUGAGCGGGAAGGACCUGUCCCUGCUUCUCCAUGCCGGACGUGGGAGUGUCCCGCAUCCGCUCAGCGUCGGAUCUGAACAGUGAGUGUGAUACUGCUUGAUCGGUCGGUCUGCCCGUG